AUGUGGAAUAAGGAGUUCAUGAAUGUCAUGAAGGAGAAACUGAGUUGCAAACCGAACUGCACUUGCCUCGACGACUGCCUCAACCACCAGCCCGAAUCGAUCUUCACCACAUUGGGGGAUGCUGUAGGCAGGGCGCGACGGGAGAUACAGGAGGCCUUUGGUCAAGUGGUACCUGAGGAGGAGGUAGAGGAACCAGUCCAGGCCGACGUCUUCGACGUCAGACAGCUGCUGAUGACCGAGGAGGAGGACGAGGAUGGUUUCGUGAGGAAGAUGGUCAGAAACGCCCAGGUCUGGGACGAGAAAGAAAAGACCAUGGAUCCCGAUGAGCUGUCAAAGAUGAAGGAACGGCUGUUUGAGGAGGUUGAGGAGAAGAUGAAGAAGAUCUCGUCACUCCUGGACAACGAGCCGCCCUACCCCAAGACCGGUCCUCCGAACGCAACAGGGUUUGAGGAUGUCCCGGGACUGUCCAAGAACAUUGCAAACGAAGCAAGGGAGCUCGGUCUGAAGCCGAAGAACGUGAAGAAGUUUAUGUUAGGGCUGAAGGCCCUGGAUAUCUACAUGGGCGAGAAGGAAGAAGAAAGAGUUGUCAACACUGGAGAGGAUGCUUCAACGGACUUUGAAAAGAAUUUUGAUUCUGACACUUUCGAUGGAUCAGGUGAAGAAGUUUAUGUUAGGGCUGAAGGUGCUGACUUUGCGUUUCCUCCAGGGCCGUUGAUUUGGCCCGAGAGGAUCGGGGGGAGUCGCUUCGAAAUCCCUUGGGUUCCUAAGAAUGUGUCCUUGGCAUUGAAUGUCACUGCGGAGAUUAUCCUCAAGAACGAAAGCUACCUUAUUGCGCGCUUCAAACUGAACGAUUCGCGUGUAGGUCGAGCUCGGGCCUACGAGUUUGUGUGUAUACCACGACUACUUGAUCCUUUCAUGGAGGACAAGGAACUCUUUGACUCGAUGCAGCUGAAACAGAAUGUUGAGGCCUUUGUGCGAAAGGUCAAGUUCAGCAAGAGAGCUGAUUUCUGCCUCAAGAAGUGCGAUUGGAUCGCAGAGUCACUUGUUGUUGAGCCCAGGCCCACCACCACGGCGGAGCUGCUGACGAAGCAGAUUUUGAGCAUCAACAAGAAAUCGGUGAUCUCGUUUCUCAAGUUCGUGGAGAAAGGUCAGCUGUCGAAUUGGAGCAACGCUAGUAUAGAGGGGCUUGACAAACAAAUCCCUGCCUCUGGAAAGGUGCUCAAUACCAGCGACUUGGAUCAAGUGUUCUGGAAAGGCCCACUGUUUGAACUGGUCCCCAUGAAACUUCAUGUCUUGAGACUGAGACAAAGAUGGCAGGGGUUCCGGAUUCCGAAGUAUGAAUUCGAAGAAGAGGUGGUUCAGGAAGCUGUUGCAAAGAGGGAGAGGCUGAUUAAGGAGGGGAACAAUAGCUACGUACUGUUUGAGAAGAUGGGGCGAAUCCUGAAUGGAAAUCACAUCCCCAAGUUGAUUGCUCCGAGCAUCAUCAGAUUGGUAUGUGGAGGACUUUUUCAGCUGCGCGUGGCUGGGGCACCCGUGUAUCCUGAUAUCUGUCAUAACUCCUCCGCCCUCUGCACUCCCCUCCAUGCUGCUUCUCUUUCCAACCAAUUCUUCUGCUGCCGAGCCCUCCUCGCUGCUGGCGCCAACCCCAACGCAAGAGAUUCAAUCGGCGUAACUCCCCUUAUGCUCGCCGCCUUCGGCGGAGCUCCAAAGAUCGUUCGCCUGCUGCUUGUUGCAGGAGCAGACGCCUCGCUCAGGAACCUAGACGAAGCGGACGCCUAUGAAAUCGUAGAAUACAUGUGGAAGGAGAAGAUAGACGACGUCCCUCAAUGGCUGAGAACGAGGCGGAAGGAAUGCAUGGAUAUCCUUCUCAGCUUCACCAAGACGCUUUCAGACUGCUCCAUCCCCCCCGGCUCCAAACAGUCUCGAGAGUUCGCAGCGGCAGCGUUCGGGAGCGAGUAUGUCGUAGCACCGCAAGAAGCAGAGGAAGGGGAGGUGGAUCUGGUCAGCGACUUUUCGGAAUCCUCACACGAGGAGGAGGAGCGCGAGGAGAAGGCUAAGAGGUGGGAGGAUACGAUCAAGGCCUUGGCGUACGGCUACCACGAUCUUCCAAAAGUUCGGAAAGUUCCUGACACAUGA
Molecule: messenger RNA, 2136 nt
Organism: Guillardia theta CCMP2712
Lineage: Eukaryota; Cryptophyceae; Pyrenomonadales; Geminigeraceae
Exons: 24
Coding region: 1-2136 (711 amino acids)
Cellular component (GO): cytoplasm; nucleus
Molecular function (GO): protein binding
Source: RefSeq, a predicted model, not a curated record